Cynara cardunculus var. scolymus (artichoke) is the source of this 943-nucleotide messenger RNA. RefSeq lists its product as uncharacterized. The record is from RefSeq and is a predicted model, not a curated record. The transcript has 4 exons. The coding region runs from base 49 to 699 and encodes 216 amino acids. Lineage: Eukaryota; Viridiplantae; Streptophyta; Magnoliopsida; Asterales; Asteraceae.
AUUUUAUUCAAGAAACAAUACCUGCAAAAAUUCUCAAGAUCUUAAACCAUGUCGAUCACUACGUGUUUGGCUUCACAAAAUUCCACUGUUAAAUCAAAUCUGCAUGAAACCCUAAUUCAUAAUCACAGAUCCCAUGUUAAUCUACCAUUGAAUAUCAUUUCUGGUUUUCCGAUCACCAACAACCCAGUAACAGUUCUCGCCACCACCAUCUCCACCGCCAGAUGGCGGUCGAUGAUUGUUCAUGCUAACGUGGAACCUGCCGGAACACCACCUCCACCGCCUACUGGUUCUCCUCCUGGUUCUUGGAAAAAUUGGAUUAUUGGGAUUUUGAUGACAUUUAUUAUUCCUUUAGUUACCACCAAAGGAGGUCCAAUAAAAUUACUUCUGCAGAAAGUUGAUCAGAUUGUGGACACGGCGGAGCAUAUAACGGAUAUAGUGGAAGCGGUGGCGGAUAAGGUGGACAAAGUGGUGGAAGAAAUCGAAGAUGAUCUACCGGAAGGUAGCCAAAUCAAGAAGACUCUUGAUUACAUCGAAAGUGUGGCUGAAAGAGUCGAAAAAGAUGCUCAUAUUGCCGGCGAUUUCAUAGAUAAGGUUCAAGAAAUGCAAGAUAAGAUGGAGGAUAUGAUGGAACCCGUAUUAGAGGAGGCUCUUGAAGUUGCUAAAGAAACCAAGGAGAAGGAAAGAGCAAAAAGACGUUGAUGACAUAAACACCCGUAAAAAUUAAAUUAUCAGUAAAGAGAUGAGUCAUCUUCUAUAUAUAUCAGCGUUUAUGUGUCGCCCGAUUUUUAGCUGUCCUCAAAGACUUAAAACGCUCGACUUUAAAAGGGUUGACACCUGCAGAUCACUCGAUUUCAGAGCAAUUUGACACGUAAAUGUAUUAUGGUGUAGACUUAAUUAGAUGUAUAAUGAGCAUGGUAUCAUGUAAGAGAGGUUUUCAUCUCAA